Messenger RNA from Talaromyces amestolkiae, 7863 nucleotides. RefSeq lists its product as uncharacterized. Gene Ontology annotation, biological process: fatty acid biosynthetic process; secondary metabolite biosynthetic process. The transcript has 4 exons. NCBI's taxonomy places the organism in Eukaryota, Fungi, Ascomycota, Eurotiomycetes, Eurotiales, Trichocomaceae. The record is from RefSeq and is a predicted model, not a curated record. Gene Ontology annotation, molecular function: 3-oxoacyl-[acyl-carrier-protein] synthase activity; fatty acid synthase activity; hydrolase activity. Bases 1 to 7863 code for a protein of 2620 amino acids.
AUGAAGGUCUUUGAUGAGUAUCGCCAAUAUCUGAACCAUACCCCUCGACUUGUAGCACUGAGAGAUGCAGUAUAUGCCUUACCUCAAUUCUGGAAACUCUUAAUAGAGUUUGACCCUACCUUGUCCCCGGUUCCUGGGUCCAAGUAUCUAUCUGAAUUAGAGCGGUGGCUUCAAGACGGCACUCCACUGGUCCACACACACAGCAAAGCGCCCAAUCAUUAUAGCCUUCCGAUCACAUUCUUAUCACAUAUCAUUCAGUACAGUCGCUACCUAGAUCGGCUUGGCGUCGACUCCCACUCAAAGGUCAUCAACGAGGUGAAGGAAGGUGGUAUUCAAGGUCAGUGCGCUGGUUUUAUCAGCGCCAUUACGGUGGCUCUAUGUAGCGACGAUACUAGCCUUGGUAAAAUUGCCGCUAUUGGUCUCCGUCUGGCUGUGUGCAUCGGAGCCUAUGUCGACCAAGACAGCACAUAUUCUUCUGAGGCUACAGAUUUCAUAGCGGUUGCUAUUCGAUGGCGUGGAAACAAUCCCGAUGACAGGACAGGAAUCACUACGAUUCUACGGUCCAUCCCUGAUGCAUACAUUUCCAGCGUCAACGAUGAUACAAGUGUGACAGUCAUUACCAAAAGCAGUGAUUUACCAACCUUGGAAGAUGAGGCCUGUAAGCAUAACUUGCGAGUCAAGCCGAUUCCUGUGUAUGGUCGUUUUCACCACCAAAAGCACUCACAUGUAGUUGACAAGUUUACGGACUCUGUACUAUUUUCUUUGGGGCUGCAGUUUCCUAAAAUCAACCAACUCCAAACACCAGUUCGUGACACAGCUACUGGUCAUAUUAUCUCUACAAGUUCAUUGUCUCGACUUGCCUUAUUGAAUACCUUGGUCAAUGCCAUGGACUGGUACGGAACAGUACGAUCUUCCGUGGAGCAGCUUUCCAAGCCCACCUGCAAGAUUGCCGUCGCUGGGUUUAUUCCAUGUGUACCGCAAGCGAUCACUCGGAACCAGAAUAUCAAAGUCUUUGCUUUGUCUAGUGACUAUGCUGCAUACAUUUCUUUGAUGGAUGCUUCUGUUGAUAGCCAAAAGAACGAUAGUGGCCCAGAUAUCAUUAGGGCCCAUGCCGUGGAAAGCAAAGAUGAAUUAUCCAAAUAUCCAGAGCACUCAAUCGCCAUAGUCGGUGUGGCAGGACGCUUCCCAGGAGCUGAGUCAGUGGAUGAGCUUUGGGAAUUGCUUAAAGACGGCCGGACGAUGGUAGAGCCUGCGCCAAUCGAUCGUUUCAAGCUUCCUCAAACCGGAGCCUAUGCCGAUAAAAAGUGGUGGGGAAACUUUCUGAAAGACUCGGAUGCCUUUGACCAUAAGUUUUUUGGAAAGUCAUCUCGUGAAGCUGUUGCAUGGGACCCCCAACAGCGAAUUCUACUUGAGGUCGUGUACGAGGCAUUGGAAUCAGCGGGCUAUUUCGGUGCCUCAAAUCCACAACCCUCUGAUUACGGCUGCUACAUUGGAGCUGUUAUGAGCAAUUGGUACGAUAACAUGUCGUGCUACCCUGCGUCUGCAUACGGAACGGUUGGUGUUUCUCGUUGCUUCCAUAGCGGCCAAAUGAGUCACUACUUUGGGUGGACUGGUCCAUCAUUGUCCAUUGAUACAGCUUGCUCUUCGUCUCUCGUCGCUAUUCAUACAGCCUGUAAAGCAAUAUGGUCUGGUGAAUGUUCUCGGGCAGUCGCUGGAGGAACAAAUGUAUUUGCUAGUCCUUUCGACUAUCUGAACCUCGCCGCUGCUGGCUUCCUGAGCCCCUCUGGGCAGUGUAAGCCGUUCGAUGCGAAUGCAGACGGCUACUGCCGUGGUGAGGCUGUAUCAGUCAUUGUGCUGAAGCGUCUAUCGGAUGCUAUUGCUGAUAAUGAUCAUAUUCAUGGCGUAAUCGUUGGAUCUGCUCUCAACCAGAAUCAUAAUUUUGGUGCUAUAACUGCACCUAAUUCUGAUUCGCAGAUUGAUCUCUACAAGAAGGUUGUUGAACUUAGUCAACUGAAGGCUGAAGAGGUUACAUAUGUGGAAGCCCAUGGAACUGGAACUGGCGUUGGUGACCCCAUUGAGGUCCGAAGCAUCCUUGAGACCUUUGGUGGUCCCCAGAGAGAUUCUCUUCUCCAUUUUGGCUCUAUCAAAGGCAAUAUUGGACAUACCGAGGCGACUGCGGGAAUCUCUGGUCUCGUGAAGGUUUUACUAAUGAUGAAGCAUCAUAUGAUUACGACACAAGCGAGUCAUACAACUCUCAACCCAAAAAUCCCCAAUUUCGAACGCGAUCAGAUGUGUAUUUCCCGCGAGAAUAUACCUUGGAAGGCUUCAAACCUUGUGGCAUGUGUUAACAGUUAUGGUGCAGCCGGCAGUAAUUCGGCUCUUAUUGUUCGUGAAGGCCCUUCGAUCAAAUCUGAGAAUGCUCGAGUGAAGCUUUCAAAAUAUCCUCUGUUCCUUUCGGCUGGAUCUUUGAACACUCUUUCGCAGUACAGCAAGAAGCUGCUGGACUGGCUAAGUGUAGUGAAGCCUGACGCUCAUUCCAACUUUCUAUCGUCGCUGAGCUUUAAUCUUGCAGACAGAGGUAAUCAUCAGCUAUCUCAUGUCCUGUCAGUAACCUUCAGUACUGUGCAAGAUCUCAAGACAAAACUGGAGGCAGCGGUAUCUGGUUCAGACCUAGCCACCGUGUCACUGAAGAACAGGAAGCCUAUAGUGCUGGUUUUUGGAGGACAAGAAAGUGAUUUCAUUGAUCUCUCAAAAGAGGUUUAUGAAGCAUCUGCAGUAUUCCGAAAGCAUCUUGAUGCGGUCAACAGUCUUUUGCUUUCUGCCGGCCUUGAUAGUUUCUACCCAAGCAUAUUUGAUAGAUCUCCAUCCCAAGACCUGGUGAUGCUUCACUCGGCACUUUUCGCGAUUCAGUAUGCAUCAGCGAAGACGUGGAUAGAUUGCGGAUUAGAAGUAAGCGCAGUUGUUGGCCACAGCUUCGGGCAGCUUACUGCAUUGUGUAUAUCUGGCGUGCUAUCGCUGCCCGAUGCACUGAAAAUGGUUUCCGGAAGAGCGUCACUCAUGCAGAAGCACUGGGGCCCUGAACCUGGAUCUAUGCUAUUUUUGCAAGCUAACAGAGCUACUGUUGAGAAACUUCUUCAAUCUCUAACCAAUGAUCCCGAGAAUCUCUAUGCAGAAAUUGCUUGUUACAAUGGCCCCGAGAGUCAUGUUGUUGUGGGUUCUGAAAGAGCUAUUGAGUUUCUUCAAAAGCUUAUUUCGAACCCAUCAGAAUUCCGACAUAUACGCACUAAGAAGCUUAAUGUCACUCAUGGUUUUCAUUCGCGAUAUACCGAGUCAAUGUUGCCUCAUAUCGAAUCUUUGGCUAUGGAACUGGAAUGGAGAAUUCCAAAGAUCCACCUCGAGACCACCGAUGAACUCGAGAGCAACGCGAAGCCUGACUUCAGUAUAGUUUCAAAGCACACAAGGCAACCGGUAUACUUCCAACAAGCCAUUACAAGGCUCACUGCCAAGUUUUCUGAGUGCACAUGGAUCGAGGCUGGUCGUGGAUCUUCAGUAAUUCAACUCGUAAAGAAUUCUGUGCCAAAAUCGGGAGCGAAUGCUUUCUAUUCCCCUCAACUGAGUUCGGCAAAUGGGCAAGAGUCUCUCACUGAUAUUACUGCAGAUCUCUGGAGAAAUGGCUAUUCAACACAAUUCUGGUCAUUUCACAGAAUUCAAAAAGCAGAAUAUGAGUUUUUAAGCCUACCCCCCAUUCAGUUCGAGAAGACACGACACUGGCUUGAAUUCAAAGGCAGAGAGCUCGAAUCGAAACCCGCUACCGAAGAGCUUGAGAAAGUGGUGGAGCAAAAGCGUGAGCUCCUCACUUUCCGCGACUUCAAGACUAAAGCAAAGAAUGAUGCAGUUUUUCAAAUCGACCCUCAUGCAGAUCGCUUCAAGUGCAUGUUAGGAGGACACGUCAUGGCUGGACAGCCUCUUUGUCCUGCAUCUUUGUAUUUUGAAGUCGUGACUCGUGCAGCUCUAUAUCUUCAGAACGAUACAGAGGCAAAAACAUUUGUUCCAGAUAUGGAUGACUUGGUCAUGAAGUCGCCAAUCGGACAAAGCACAACGAAGACGAUAUUGCUUACAUUAACAAAAGCCAGCGACUUGCCACCUUCUUGGACCUUCUCUAUAACAACCGUGGAGACAAAGGUUCCUCAGUCAGAGCCAUUUGAGCAUUCCACUGGGAAAGUAUCUCUGAAGCGGCGAGAUGAUGCGAACGCCAGUCGAGAAUUCAGACGAUAUGAGAGCUUAUCUGGGUUAAGCCGCUAUCAAGACAUAAUUCGCCAUAGCGAUGCCGAAAAGAUGAAAGGCAGCCACAUCUAUCGUGCCUUCAACAAUGUUGUAUAUUACGGCAAGCCAUUCCAUGGUAUCAAGGAAAUAGCUAGCGUUGGUCUAGAAUCUGCUGGUAUCGUCAAAAUAACACCAGCGUUGGAGGAUCCAGCCGACCAGCGUCUCACUGAUACACCGAUGACCGAUAGUUUCAUGCAAUUUGCUGGAUUUCUCGUAAACUACUUCAACAAUCCAAGUUUUGAAGAUGUGUAUGUGUGCAUGCACAUCGAGCAUAUCGAAAUCGGUGGUGGCUUUGACCCCGAUGCUGGAGAGUGGUUCGUUCAUGCGGUCAUGACUGAAGUCAGCCCGACAGAAUCUAGUGCAGACGCAUACGUCUUUGACUCUAGAACGAACAAGAUGGUCAUGGGUGUAUUUGGCCUGCGAUUUUCUAAGAUGGCACAGUCUUCACUCGUUAGAAUUUUGAAGAGUGUCAACAAGACUGUAACAGACAACAAAGCGCCAGUAAAGGCUACGGUGAGAACUACUAUUACUGCUCCAACAGUUCCGAAUACCCAACCUCAUCCCAAUCAAGUGCCACCAGCGCCACCGUCAGUCAAAAAAUCUGCUGGCAAGCGUGAGGAGCUUUUUCAGCUGUUAUCCAAGAUUACAGAUGUCCCACGCGAAGAAUUGAAGGACACUACAACUUUAGACGACAUUGGCAUCGAUUCGCUCAUGGCGACUGAGGUCCUCAACGAAAUUCGGGCAACUCUAGGUCUUACCAUUGAUUUAUCUAGCUUUUUGUUCUUCCCUAGUCUCUGUGAUCUCACAGGAUAUGUUAACGAAAAGCUAGGCAUCAGUGAAGCUAUCGAGGAGGAGGUUGUCUCCCCUCUAGCCUCCGUGGCUCCAAAAAUGUCUAUCUCAACUGCUGCCGUUACAACUGAUUCUGCGGCUACUGUCCGUGCAGUAAAAGCAUCUAUUGGAAAGCGUCAAGAAGUGUUUCAACUCUUAUCUGAUGUUACCGAUUUCCCUCUUGAGGCACUGACGGAUGAUACGACCUUAGAGACAAUCGGAGUCGAUUCUUUAAUGGCUACUGAGAUUCUGAAUGAAUUUCAAGCAAACUUUGGUAUUACCAUUGACCUCUCGACGUUCUUAUUCUUCGGAUGUCUUGGGGAACUUGUCGAUCAUGUCAAUGCCAAGAUGGGCCUCACCGGUGUAGACGAUGAUGGUACAUCGCCCAGUACACCAACUUCGAGUAGGGACUCUAUUAGUCAGUCCACAGGCACUAAUACACCAGACAUUAGCUACACCUCGAGUCCCUCAGAGGGAGAGGCGAAGGUUGAAGAGAUAAUAUUGCCGGACAUGCGACCUUCUGUGACUUCGGCACUGGAAGCAUUCGAGCAGACACGCUUCAAUUACGAUAGGAUUGCGGAAAGUACUCAGGCUGCCGGAUUCUGGGAAACUACUUACCCAUAUCAGAAACAACUUGUUCUUGCUUACAUUGCGGAGGCAUUCGCUGAGCUAGACUGUGACUUGAGGAAGGUGCCAGCCGGUGAUGUGGUUCCCCAAAUCAAAGCCCUACACAGACACAAAAGGCUCGUGCACCACCUCUAUCACAUACUGGAAGACGGAGACCUGAUUACUUCCUCCAAGGACAAUAAAAGCUUUGUCCGUACCAGUGUUCCAGUCGAUCCAACACCGGCCGAGGCCAUCUACAAGCGUAUCAUUGACUUAUUUCCGCAGCAUGCUAGUGUCCAUAAGUUGACACACGCCAUUGGAUGUGAAUUGGCUAGAUGCUUGAGAGGUGCUGCAGAUGGAAUGCAGAUAAUAUUCGGAAACCGUGACACCAAGAAGACACUAGAAGAAUUCUACGAAUUCUGGCCAUUAUUGCGCACACCCACCACUGUCUUGGGCGACUUCUUGGCUAAGGCAUUCAGUAGCAAAGUGAACGGUAAGAGGAAAUUUCGCAUCCUCGAGCUUGGUGCUGGAACAGGCGGUACAACUCGAUAUAUCGUGAAUUUCUUGAAACAGCGUGGUAUCGACUUCGAAUAUGUCUUCACUGACUUGAGUACUUCGCUGGUCAAUGCUGCGGCCAAGCAGAUGCGAGGCACUAGAGAGUUGUCUUUUGAUAUUUUGGACAUCGAGAAACCUCCAAAGACCGAGUAUGAGGCUUCAUUUCAUUGCAUUAUUGCGUCCAACAUUGUCCAUGCCACUAGAAGCCUGGAUGUUUCCCUCAAAAAUGCUCGAAGAAUGUUGCGUGAUGACGGAUUCUUGACGCUUGUCGAGUUUACUCAAGACAUGUUCUGGCUCGAUAUUGUAUUUGGUCAAUUUGAGGGAUGGUGGUUGUUUGAUGAUGGCCGCGAGCACGCAUUGGGUGACGAAAAGCAAUGGGAGCGCAAGAUGAAAGCCGCGGGCUUCAGCGAAGUAUCUUGGAGCGAAGGCACCGCACCAGAGGCAAAGACAGCGCGAGUUAUUGCUGCAUUUGCAACCGAGCCACGCCCGGCUCCUCACCCGGCGACAGUGAGAGGCGCAAUGGAAACGGUCGUUUACAAACAGAUUGGAGACCUGAAGAUUCAUGCUGAUGUGUACUAUCCAAGCGAAAGGGAAUCACUCCCUAAUAAGAAGAUGCCAAUCGCUUUGAUGAUUCAUGGGGGAAGCCAUAUGUUGUUCAGCAGAAAGGAUGUAAGACCUGCACAAACACGACUUUUGCUCGGAAAGGGUUUCUUGCCGGUCAGUCUGGAUUAUAGAUUGUGUCCAGAAGUGUCACUCACCAAUGGUCCCAUGGUGGACGUUUGUGACGCACUGGCCUGGGCUCGCAAGGACUUACCUAAUCUCAAAUUACGACGCUCUGGGCUUCAGAUUGACGGUGAAAAAGUUGUGGUGGUCGGUUGGUCCUCAGGAGGACAAUUGGCCAUGUCAUUGGCCUGGACAGCACCAGAAGCUGGUCUACGGCCUCCUGAAUCGAUUCUAGCAUUCUAUGCCCCCACAAAUUACGAGGAUCCGUGGUGGAAGAACCCGAUAUACCCCAUUGGUGCUCCCUACAAGGGUCAGCAAUAUAAUGUACUUGAAGGUGUCAACGACGAGCCUGUCACAAACUACGAUAUGGUGGGAGCAUGGGAGGAGCCUCUUGCGGAUCCACGCAGCAUCCAUGAUGCUCGCACUCGACUUGUGUUGCACAUUAAUUGGAAAGCUCAAACACUUCCAGUCAUCCUUAAUGGUUUACCAAGCAAGCGGAAGGCAGCAACUGAGUUUCCGGACGUUAAGAACUGGGACACGCUUCCACAGCCAUCUCUUGACCUCAUCAGAGUAGCAAGUCCAUAUGCUCAUAUUGCUCAAGGCGACUACAAUGUGCCGACAUUUUUUAUUCACGGCACAGCAGAUGAUUUAAUCCCCUGGCAACAGAGCCAAGGUACAUAUCAUAAAUUGGUAGAUAAGGGUAUCGAUGCUGGGCUAGUCCUUCUUCAGGAUGGUCCACAUAUCUGUGACUUGAGUAGUGACCCGAAUUCGGAUGGCUGGAAGGCGGUUCUAAAGGCCUACGAAUUCUUGUGUUCGUAUGCCUCUUAA